AUGUUGCAGUUUCUCGGUUACCGCAAGAUGUAUGUGUUCUUGUUCAUCUUCUUUGUUGCCUUUCUUACGGCCACAAGAUGCGUUGCUACUAACGAUCUUGAGUUUCAUGCAACAACGGACUUCGCAUAUUUUUCGAACAUGCCGAGGUGGAACCGAACGUCUCCAAUAAAACUAAACUAUACUUUCCUACCGGACCACAUGAUUCGGAGUUUGAGUCUAGCGGAUAUUAGGCAUGUAUUUCAACGGGCGUUUGGGCGUUGGACCGCGGUGAUUCCAAUGACAUUUGUAGAGACAACUGAUGCGAAUCAUGUGGAUAUCAAGAUUGGAUUCUAUUUUGGAGAUCAUGGUGACAGAGAUCCUUUCGACGGGCCGUUGGGACAGGCAGCCCACUCUUACCCGCCAGAAUCUGGGAUACUCCAUCUCGACGGAGCUGAACUGUGGGCCGUUGAUCAAAAUACACUGAAACUGGAAGGGGCUAUUGAUUUAGAAUCCAUAGCGGUCCAUGAGAUUGGGCACGUGCUAGGGUUGAGACAUUCUACCGUCAAGAAUGCAGUUAUGUACCCAUAUAUGGCAGCUCAGGAGCGAAAAGUUGAUCUUUCAAAGGAUGACGUGGAUGUGAUACAACAAUUAUACGGAGCAAACCCUAAUUUCAAACCUGGUCCUAAUUGGGAGAGUUUGAGUUGGAGUACGUUCAAGGAGACGAGAAAAAGUCUUGGUUCGAGCAUCCUGUUGGGAGUGAUGGUUUUCUUUUCUUUUUGA
Oldenlandia corymbosa var. corymbosa is the source of this 759-nucleotide messenger RNA. NCBI's taxonomy places the organism in Eukaryota, Viridiplantae, Streptophyta, Magnoliopsida, Gentianales, Rubiaceae. The record is from the annotation of a GenBank genome assembly.